ACUUUAUUUUCUGUCCAAGUUGUGAUCACAAUGGUAAAUGCCACUACUCGCUUUGUGAUAAAUGUCAAUACCACACUGACCACAGCCCUCCUCAUCUUAAAUGUUUACAGCAGGAACAGCAAUGUCACACAGACGAUGCUCAUCAUUGUUGCCGAGAUAUCAAAUGUAUAGAGCAGGCCUUUGGAUCCAAUUAUUGGAUGAUUUCAACAACUCCGCCUUCGUCACAUCAAGUUACCACGCUACCAACUACGGGAACUAUUACAAAGGUGAUACAGACAACCACAAAACUGGAUAUGGUGGAAUGUCCAAUCUGUAGGAACGGCCAGUGUGACUUCCAAAACAAUACCAAAUGUGUUGUGUGCAAAAUAUCAUAUGAUUCAAAGAAUGCAUCGAUUAUGCCAAUGACUCACUGUGACAUUACGGAUAAUUGUACAGAUGGAGCUGGCUUAAUCUGUUGUAGAACUGUACAGUGUAUUAUUGGGGCGUAUGAAAAGUAUUUUCAAACCUUUCGAUCCUCAACCACGUUGCCAACGACGACAGGAUUCCCAGGACAUACUAAGGUUAACGCUUCUAAUCCAAUCACAUUUAAGCACACUAGUGUAGCCACGCCAACAACAAUUUCCAAUGUAUCAACUUCACCUUCCUACACUACGACCACCACAACAAUACCUUCCUCAAGCAGUACAUAUUCUCCCUUGUCCUUAAGAGCAAAUUCUUCAGAAGCUAUAACUCCUCUGACUCCCAGAGGAACAACUGGAUCUGUUUCUUCUGCGACAACUAUUUCAUUUUCAAUUGAUUCUCCAAGUAACUGCUCCGAUAGUAUAACAAAUUGUGACACUUUAAAAGAGUACGGUGUGUGCCACGCGAUUCCAGAACAAAGAUUCCAUUACGAUAUCGCUUUCCUGCGGUGUAGGUCAACUUGUAACCUCUGUACAGAAGAAUAUAAGCCACCUGUGACAACUACCCCUCGACCGGCUAUUCAAUGCCAGGUGUGUGGGGACUAUAAUAAAGAUAUUCCUUGUGAUACACGUAGUAUUUACAUUGGGCCCACCGUCUCCUGUUCACCCAACAACAAUUACUGCAUGACGGACAUAGUGCAUAGCAAUUCUAACACAAAGGUCUUCAAAAGAUGCGUGAACGAGACUGUAUGCCGGAACCAGUGGUUACUUCAGACUUCCGACCAGGACCACUGUAUUAACUAUGGUCAAGUGCCAGUCAGCGGAGAUUACACGUGUCACUUCUGCUGUACCUCUAACCAAUGUAAUCAGGGCUUACUGCCCCAAUCAUCGACUCUCUAUUCCAAAUUCUGAUUGGUUGUUUGAUGUGGAAUUCAUUUUAAUCAACUCAAUAAAUAUUGUUGAAAUUCCA
Saccostrea cuccullata (small rock oyster) is the source of this 1368-nucleotide messenger RNA. Its product is annotated as mucin-2-like. The transcript has 9 exons. Bases 198 to 1310 code for a protein of 370 amino acids. The record is from RefSeq and is a predicted model, not a curated record. NCBI's taxonomy places the organism in Eukaryota, Metazoa, Mollusca, Bivalvia, Ostreida, Ostreidae.